Hyla sarda is the source of this 7445-nucleotide messenger RNA. Its product is annotated as up-regulator of cell proliferation-like. Gene Ontology annotation, molecular function: GTP binding. The record is from RefSeq and is a predicted model, not a curated record. Gene Ontology annotation, biological process: regulation of apoptotic process. The coding region runs from base 802 to 5859 and encodes 1685 amino acids. Lineage: Eukaryota; Metazoa; Chordata; Amphibia; Anura; Hylidae. The transcript is spliced from 3 exons.
CACUUUAUAUAACAUUAUAAAUGACAUUAUAAACAUUAUUAACAAUUUUACAUGUACAUGACCUGACCACAUGUGACAGGAAGGGUCCCUGGAGGGCUCUACCAUAGAAAUACUGAUUCGACUAGUAACCCCAGGCACUAACACUCUCUUGCUAUUAGCCACAUCCACCUGACCCAAGGAGACACCUGUAACUUAGUACAUGUUCCCCAACAAACUUCUGUGGCCCAGAACCACCACCAGGAGGCCUAUUCCAGCUGUAGCAUAAACAGCUGGCAAAACUGCUUCUCUAUUUAUUCACCCUGCUCCUUAUAUGCUGGAACUAACAACUACCUCCAAGGACCCUUUCACCUGCUGAACCAGAACAACCAACCCAACUCCUAAAGGAAAGAUGGGCAGGACCUUCUUCCCUAACUGUCUCCCGCCAUCUGAAAGCUCCUCCCCUUUUUCCCGCCAUAAAUCACCCUUUCACUCUCCGCCUUGUAAUCCUUAACCCUUGCUAUACCUUGACUGCACCUGCCCGCCAAAACCUCUUAAAGUGGUAGUAACCUCCAAAUCCCCUAACAGUCAACCUCCACCUAAUGAACCCAACCAUAAAUCCUGAUUCCCAAAAUAAUAAAGGAGAAGGGAGAUGGAGCAAGUAAACCCCCCUGUCAAGCCACUACUCCACUCUACUUUCCCCAUCACUCCGUUUGAUCCUAUUAUCCUGCUGGAAGUAGCCAUCAUGAUAGGUCCUCUGUGGUCAUAAAGGGAUGGAGCUGAUUAGCAACAAUAUUCAGUUUCAGAUUGUGAAAUCCAGGCACCAUGGCGUCUGACUCCGGAGCAUCGAGGACUAUUAAUCAACUGAGGUCGGAAUUAAUAGAGGCUUUGGAAGAAGACGUAGAUGGUUUUUUGGAUGAAAUUGACUCUCUGCACCUCAUCUCCCUGGAGGAAUACAUCGAUGUCCAGUAUGAUGAAAACCCAAGGGUCAGGGCUGAGAAGCUAAUGGACCUCAUACUUCUAAAGGGGGAAUCGGCCUGUGAGAAAUUCCUCAAUCACAUAGAGAACAUGGCUCUCCGAUUUCCAGCAUUGCCCAGUUUGUCUCCGUCCUUUAUGAAAUGUAAACCCAGAAAGUUUCAGGAACUGGUGGAACAGCUGAAUGUGAAAAUGCUCUUGACUACAAAGCUGUCUCUGAGAGAUGUUUUAAGUAUUGGAAAAGAGAACAACAAUGUUCAACCACAACGUUUUGAGGACAUCAUGUGGUAUUUCUUAAGGAAGCUAAUGGCUUUAAACCAAACAGCGCGAAAUAUUCAACUGCAACAGGAUAAUUCUACUCAGGAACCAAAUGAUGAAGAUGAUGAGGACUAUGAUGAUUUGUUUGAUGACUCUGAAAUAAAGCAUCAGUCAGGUCCUAUCAACCCAUUGGAUAUUAUUUGUGUUCUUCUUCAUUGUUCAGACAGCUUUCUGCAGCAAGAAAUUGUAACAAAAAUGUCUGUGUGUCAGUUUGCUGUUCCUUUGUUGCUUCCUCUUGGUGAUGGUUCAGGCUGCACUUUUAUGCUUUGGGCAAUGAGAGACAUUGUGAAGAAAUGGAGACCUCAGUCUCUAGCAGACAGUAAAGGGUUCAGAGAAGACAAUGUGGUGAAUAUUGAAAUGCCGAUCUUCUCUUUCUUUAGGUUGGGGCCAAAUAAAUUAUCUAAAUCUAAACUACUAAACCAGGUUCUUAACCCAACUCAGCAACAUCAUGACUUCUUCAUACAUGACAACAUGGAAGGAGGGAACAUUGAAAGGAAGAUAUCUGAUGGGCUGGUGGAAAUGUCCUGGUACUUUCCUUGUGGGAAUUCUGAUGUUUUCUCAGAACCAAUUGCUGUGGCCAACCUACGAGGAGACCUGGAGUCUAACUGGGAUCAGUUCACAUUUCUCACUCGCAUCUCAUCGGCCAUCUUUAUAUUUAUUGAGAGUAUGAGUGAGAGACAACUCCGAUUAUUAUCAUCCUGCGAUCCCAAUGAUACCAAGUUUUAUUUUGUUGUCAGUCCAGGUAAAGACAAGGCUGUUGACUCAAAGACAAAGACACACCUUAAACACCUAAUGCCAAGGUUACACGCUACUGCAAAGCACAUUAUAGCAAAGGGAAGCAAUGCCAAUGAUGCAGAAUUUGUGAAACGGAUACAGAAGAUCAUUGAAAAAUUGUUGGAUGCAGAUCCGCCAAUUUCAUCUCUAGAAAGUCUGAGAAACCACAGAUAUUGGUUUAAUAUUGAUGUAGAUGAGAACUUUCCGGAAUGUCAAAAAGCAAGAGCAUACGCGUGUAACAUCACUUCAGUCAUCAAAGAUGUUGAAGAAUAUAAAAGGGAGACACUAAAACUGCAGGGAGAACUAUGGAAACAACUGUCUAAAGUGGAAAAAGAACUAUGUAGAAUGACAAAACAAGGGGGAAAAGACACACAAACUUAUCAGUAUGAACUAAACCAGGAACGGAUCUCCCUACACAGGCAGCAAAAUGAACAUGACUUACCAAAUGGCAUAAUGUUAUUUAUCAAUGCUAUCACCCAUUUGUCUAAAACAGAGAAACGCUAUUUUUUAAAGUGGAUGAAAUUUGAACUUGAUUUAACUGCUCGAAAAAAUUUGUCCAAGUUGCAAGAGGAAUACAGGGAAAAAUCGAAAUCCAACAAUUCUGAUGAGCUUAAGAAGAUAGACCAGAAAAUAGCAGAUAGUUCCUUAGGGAUAGAACAUUUCCUGCGUGAGUUGGGACAGUUUUAUGAAGCUGAAUGUUCCAUGAUAAAAGAAGGAAUAAUUCCUGAACACAGGAAACAGUUCGGUGGACUUCCAGGAAUAGCUGCAGACUUACUUAUAGAUGGCUUUCCUCUGGAGCUGAUUGAUGGAGAUGCCUCUAAUAUCCCCAUGAAGUGGAUAACUGAUAUUCUGAAAGCGCUAAAUAUGAAACUUGGCCCAAUGUCUUGGGAGAGCCAGAAAGGGAUAACUGUGCUAGAUGAGAUGACAGCAGGACAAUGCAGGAUAAAAGUGAUAACUGUGCUGGGAGUGCAGAGUACUGGGAAGUCCACCCUUCUGAAUACCAUGUUUGGUCUACAGUUCCCUGUGGCAAGUGGACGAUGCACACGAGGAGCCUUCAUGACCCUUAUUAAAGUGGAGGAGAACUUUAAAGAGGAGAUUGGCUGUGAAUUUAUUCUGGUAAUUGACACUGAAGGGUUAAAAGCUCCUGAAUUGUCUUCACUUGAUGAUAGUUAUGAACAUGAUAAUGAAUUGGCCACAUUAGUGAUUGGGUUGAGUGACAUCACUAUAGUCAACAUGGCCAUGGAGAACACCACAGAGAUGAAAGAUAUUUUGCAGAUUGUGGUCCAUGCAUUUCUAAGGAUGAAAGAAGUUGGAAAGAAGCCCAACUGCCAGUUUGUCCAUCAGAAUGUGAGCGAUGUGUCCGCCCAUGAGAACAACAUGAGAGACAGGAAGAAACUUCUAGAACAACUAGAUAAAAUGACAAAAGUUGCAGCAGAAAUGGAAAAAAGAAGAGGAAUCACAACUUUCACUGACGUGAUGGACUAUGAUGUUGAGAAACACAAUUGGUACAUUCCCGGGCUGUGGCAUGGAGUUCCACCGAUGGCUCGAGUAAAUAUUGGUUACAGUGAAAAUGUCCACAAGCUAAAAGAGUAUCUGGUUGACUUCAUAAAAUCUCAAAAAUCACCUUCCACCAUCAAUGGAUUUAUUUCUUGGAUAGAAAGUUUGUGGAAAGCUGUGAAACACGAGAAAUUCAUCUUUAGUUUCAUGAACAUUCUGGUAGCUGAUGCGUAUAAUAAUUUGUCUGUGAAUUUCUCUAAUUGGGAAUGGGAAUUCCACAAAAAAGUGUAUAACUGGAUCAUGAGCACAGAAAACAAAAUAAAAAAUGAAUCAGCUGAGAGCCUGGAUAGACAAGCGCUGUCUGGGUACAGGGGGGAACUUCAACAGUUGCUGCUUCUGGAAGAAAAUAGCAUGCUGGGGCAUCUGGAAAAGCAUUUUGAGGAUAAGUUAGAAAAUGCUAAUCUUAUAGAAAGAUAUCGGGAGGAUUUUAAACAGAGUGUGAAAUUCUUAAAAAAUGAACUUGAAAGAAAUGCCCUUAGCAAAUGCCACGAGACAAUUUCUAUCCAAAAAGGGAAAUUUGAGAUUCAUAAAAUCCAGAAUCAGUAUCAACAACUAAUAGAGAAGAAAAUCUCUAAACUUCUGAACAGUGGUAAAAAGAAGAACCUACAAAUGAGCCAUCAAGAAGUAAAACAAGAGUUUGAAUCCAUGUGGGAGGAGACGCUAUCACAGUUACAGGUAGAGACUUUGCAGCGGAGAAAUGUCAGUGAAACGAUUUUACAGCAGUUAAAGAGUGACCUAAAAAGACAAGGACCUGUCAUAAGUGAGACACUGGUCCACAUAAAUAGCUUAGAACCUUAUGCAAAUCAAACCUUUGUUAUGAAUGACACACACAUUGAUCGUUCUCUUCUUUCAAAUAUAAAAAGCAUGUUUGGGAACAGGAAAGAACCCUAUGACAAGGUAGGAGAUCUUGCUACCUCCCUAAUAGAGAUGUGUAACAAAUAUGUAACAGAGAAGAUAAAUACAGCUGAAGACUAUGAUGAUGCCUACUGUCAGGAACUACUGCACAUGAUUAAUACAAAACUUCAGAGUACAACAAAAAAGCUUCACUUCUCACCAGAGUUUGAGUUGGACAUCAAGCUUUUUAUCUUUGCGAAGGCCUCACAAAGGUUUCAGAAGAUGCAUGAAACCUUUAUUCAAAAGAACGACCCGAAAACAUGUUUAGAGAACCUGAAACCUCAGUAUUUGUCAACAUUUGCCAAUAUACUUAUGGAAAAGGACAAGAGUUGGAGAAGAGCCAGACAGUUUUGUGAGCAAUGCCUAAAGCCAGCCGUUACGGAAUAUAUCUUCAAACAUCUGGGAGAAAAGAUGGUGGAUGACAUUUUACAUGGUCUUGAUAACAGGAUGUUCAGCAGCAGAACCUUUUUUCAGUGUAACUUAUUGACCCUUUUACUGGAGGAAAUGUCUUUUGAUAAAUAUGUACAAUACAUACACUCAUAUGAGUCAUUUUCAAAAACCUGGAUACUAAAUUAUGUCACGGAAAAAUAUCAAUCCACUGAAUUAUUAGCGCCAUUGUAUGAAAAUAUUCUUUCUUCCAUUUGUGUAAAAACUCUGAAUGUUCUUCAAGAUGAAUCUAGUCUUCAAAGUAAAAAUGUUUCAUUAUUUUUGGAAACUGUUUGUGACAAGUUGAACAGAGAAUUAGUGAUUUCAAAGCCAGAAAUCAAAGUCAUCACUUUCCAUAACAAAGCGAAGGUUGAGGAAUUCUCUUCUAAGGUUCAGGAUUUACUCACAGAAAUGAAAGAUCAAAUCCUAUCAGAGCUGAAGUCUAUGAGUGUCAACUCUGUACUUUCUAUGGUCACUAUGAAACCACAAGAGGAAUUGUUCAAGAAGGUGAUUGGAUGUGGACAUCAGUGUCCGUUCUGUAAAGUCCCAUGCGAAGCAGGAGGUGGUGAACAUAAGGAGCACUUUGCAUCUUUUCAUAGACCUAAAGGUUUGGGACAAUACAGAUGGAAAGACAGAGAAUGUUUAGUCACAGAUAUAUGCACCUCGUCUGUCGUCUCUGCAACUUGUUUUAGAAAUUCAGACACAAAAUGGGAACCUCAUCCAUACAAAGAGUAUCGCACUUAUUAUCCAGACUGGGCCAUCCAACCCGACCCCAGCAUUGAAUCAUCAGAUUACUGGAAACACAUUUUUGUCCAAUUUAAUGAAAAGUUUGCUGAAAAAUAUAAAGCCAAACCAGCUGAACUGCCAGAUGACUGGUACCUAAUCACAAACGUUCAGGCUCUUGAGAGUCUACAGAAGGUUUUCAAUGUGUCAUAUUGAUUUGAUACAUUGAAGGAAUUGGGUUCUAAUCUUCUUAGUAAUAAUUUCCAUCACUAUAUAAAUUGUUGUAAUCUAAAAAGUCAUAAUUGAAAAUCUCAUUAAUGUAAAACAAUUUAUGAAAUAUCCUUUCUAUACCAUAAUGUUGUAUUUCAGUCACUCCUCUAGUUUGAAUAUUUAGUAUUAAAUAUUGUAGUGUCUGAUAUUUACCUUUAUCUACCCCCACAAAAUUGUAAAGUGAUGCAGAAUUUGUUGGUUCUAUAUAAUAAGAACAACAACAAUACUACUACUACUAAUUAUAAUAAUAAGAAUAAUAUAUAUAUAUAUAUAUAUAUAUAUAUAUAGCAAACGAAAUAGGCGACAGCACUCUCAUACGAUGCAAAUAAGCGGUCUUUAUUCACAUAGGUGUGAUGGCGACGUUUCGGCUAGCUCACCUAGCCAUUAUCGAGCUCGAUACAUUAGCACACAAUCUAUCACUUUUCUUGACUUGGAGAUAAAAGUGAGUCCGGAUAAAACUAGGUUAAAUUGUAAUACUUAUAAAAAACCAACUACAAAAAACAGCUAUAUCGAUUAUACCAGUUGCCAUCUAUCUAGUUGGCUUACAAAUAUCCCUAAAGGACAGUUUCGUCGUUUAAAACGUAAUUGUACAUCCAAUAAUACUUUUUUGGAAGAAGCAGAAGAUAUGAUAUCUCUCUUCAAAGAUAAAAAUGAUCCGGAAACACUUUUGACCCAGUCCCUUAAUCACGUUAAACUCCUGGAUAGGACCACAUUUUUUACACCAAAAGAAAAUGACACUAUAUCUACAGAACAUUCAAUCAAAUUAAUUUUACCUUAUAAUCACGAAUAUAAAAAAAUUGAACAAAUCAUUAAUAAACACUGACAUAUGGUUAAACAGGAUAAAGACAUAGGAGGAUUGCUGCCAGACCAAGCUCCUAUCGUAUAUAUAAAAAAGCCCCGAAUUUGGGGAUAACGAUUGCACCAAGUAUCAAACCCCCCAUAAAAACCCACAAUUUGUCUGAGACUUGGUUAAACACAAAAGGAUUUUUUAGAUGUGGAAUAUGCCUCAACUGUGUGAAGGUGAAGGGCCCUAAAAAAACGAUAGAAAUUUCAUCAUGUACCACUGAUUUCAAAUGGACUAUUAAAGAACACAUCUCGUGUCACACAAGUUGAGUACUAUAUCUGAUACAGUGUGGAUGUAUGAAGCAAUACAUUGGGAGAACAAAAAGACCACUAAAAGUCAGAAUUGCUGAACAUUUAACAAAUAUAAAAUAUGGAAAUUUAAAACAUCCUUUAUCAGCUCAUUUUGCAAAAUUCCAUAAUAAAGAAAUUACUACUUUCUUUUAUACAGGUCUACAAACUAUUAAGAAAGAUUGGAGAGGAGGUAGCUUCAUUGAUAAAAUGUCUAAGGCCGAAAGUCAGAAGAUUUAUGAAUUUAACUCUAGAGCCGAAUGGCCUGAAUUCAAACUUUGAACUUUUUGGAUUUCCGUAGAGUGUGUCUCGCUCUCCCCAUGAGGGCCCCCUUCCUUGUUCAUCAUAGGGGCACCCAUCGGGGAGCUGGACCCACCCUAUUUUGCUCUGCGCUCCAAUUU